UGACGCUUGUUUCUGCUUCCCUCCCGUCCACUAAAUUUACUGGCUUACAAGGGGCAUGUGGCUGCAAAGUUCCCCUUCAGACUGACUCCAUCCCUCCACCUUCAAGUUCCAACCUCUCUGUCUGACUCUGAUAGCGCGAGAGGCCCCGACUCAAGACACGGACCUCGCACCAUUUUGCUAAAUUCACCUAACGUUAGGGACCUACCUGGUUUGUUUGGACUGGUUUGGUGGUUGGCAGUUGUACUGUUACCACAUCCGCCGUUUAAUUGAACCUCGUUCCCGAUUGACUCUUUCCCUUCUUCUUUACUCGCCUGUUUCUGGCUGGCGACUUGAUAUUUCACGUCUCCUUUGACGUUGCGCGUCGCUACUAUCGCAUAGCAUAGCAUCGCAUUGCGUUGCGCGUUAGGUUGAACCGACGAUCUCAACUCUCUUUUGCGCUCCAUCGUGCGCCCCAACCUCCAGUCCAGUCAAGUUCCGUCUCGUCAAGCCCAAUUGGAUCCAGUCCUAUCAAAAAAAAGGGAGUUAAUUAGCACCUGCAGGAUCCAAGGCCCAAGACCAAGGCGCAGCGAAAUACAGGGAGGGCAUCAACACAACAACAAAAGAACAAUCAUACCUAGAUUCAGUUCAGUGCCAUUCGCAGCCCAGCCCUGUUUGGCUGCCAACGCAUCCAGCGUCGGCCGUCCUCCAAUCCUGAUCCGCCCGUCGCGGCCGUUUAGCUGCACCUCAGACCGCAGAACUCAGCUUUGUAUUGGAUCAGUCCCGUUCGCCCCGAAAAUAUAAUCAGAAGCCAAAACAAGCGAGCAAGAAGCAAGCAGACAGCAAGAAAGCGGAUACGACCGAUAUCGAGUAAUUCGCAAUUCGUCGCGCGCGCACCAUGAGAUAGUCGAGACACGCACGAACUCAACUCUACUUGCUCUUCCCAACUCUUGCCCAAAAUCAUUUUUACUACUCGUUCCUUGAUUUGGAAACGGCUUGCUCCGUCUUCGUCGCUUACAACUGCUUCUCUGGCGCCGCGUGCAUAUUAUCCCCGGUUCAGCGCUUCCCUAGACCGGGCUGUCUGAAACUGCCAGGUAUUUCGACCUGCAUAUUCGCGUCCGCCGCCUGGCUUUUUUUUCCCUGAGCGCUACUGCCAGAAAACCUCAACUCUCGCGCACAUCGUUGUAUUGUGUGCUUUAAAAACGCUCUGACAAACGGUUCGAUCCGUCAAAUUUAUUUUACGCGUCUGGGUGUGGAAGAUGUCGUCGGCUGCCUUACAGACGGCCCCCCAUCAACACACCGCUCUGGCCUCGUCCCCCUUGAGCACACCGUCGUCCCGCCAGUACAGGCCCUCGCACUCAUCCCCUAACGGUAACAGCCAGGCGUACAAUGCCCAGCAGACCUCGACCGCUUCUUCAUCUUCGCGACGACCUCCUUCUCGAAAAACGAACGACAGCGCUCCCUCACCUUCUUACCAUCUAGCUCCCGCCUUCGGUUCACCCGUCACCGCCUCAGCGCCCAACGACCAGGAACCUUCAGCCUCUGCCUCCGACUGGCAAGGCAACAUGCCUCCCGUCGCUCCCCCAAGGACCUCGUCCAACCACCAAAGUGGUAGUUCGCGGAGGUCUCAGUAUUCUAACGAAAAGUCGACCAACUCUCCCCGUCGAAACGAAUCCACUCGAACUGGUUCGCGUGGUGAUUCAGCAGCUGUCGAGAACGGUCACCGAAGCAGCAAGGCUGACACUGCUGCCCGAGCCAGUAGCCGAGACGGCAGGGCCGCAACCACUUCAAUGCCUGUUCGAUCCGCACAUAGCACGCCCUCGAAACCCGUCCACGAUGCCACUGACAGCUUGACAAAAGCAAUUGCAGCUGCUCAAGAUACCAUCGACCGGGAUCGCAAUCAUGCUGCAGUUCAGCACAACAACGUCGAAGAUGCCGCAGCGCCCCCUCCUGUUGUCGCGACGGGUGAUCACCAUGAGGAACGACGAGGACAGCGAAGCCGACACGAUCAUAGUCGAAGCCACAAGGGCAAUACCAAGUUCGGCGACUUUAUUCUGGGUAACACCAUCGGUGAGGGUGAAUUUGGCAAAGUGAAGCUGGGCUGGAAACAGGACAGUAGCGUCCAGGUUGCUAUCAAGCUCAUCAAGAGAGACAGUGUGGGUAGCAACCCCUCUCGUUUCGCCAAGAUUUACCGCGAAGUUGCCAUCCUUCGCGGAGUCCAACAUCCUAAUAUUGUGCGUCUAAUCGACAAGGUCGAGACAGACCGACACAUUGGUAUCAUCCUCGAGUACGCGUCGGGUGGUGAACUUUUUGACUACAUCCUUAACCACCGCUAUCUAAAGGACAACGCAGCUCGUCGCUUGUUUGCCCAGCUCGUGUCUGGUGUUGGAUAUCUCCAUAAGAAGGGAAUCGUGCAUCGGGAUCUGAAACUGGAAAAUCUGCUUCUUGAUCGAAACCGCAACAUUAUUAUUACCGACUUCGGCUUCGCCAACACCUUUGACCCCAAUGAAGAAUUGAGUAAGGAAGAAGAGCUUAAUCUCACAGAUAAGGAAUUUGUGAAGCGAAUGGGCUUAGACCGGGUCAAGAUGAAUGGAUCCAGGAAGGGUGAUCUCAUGCAGACAAGUUGUGGUAGUCCUUGUUAUGCUGCACCUGAACUGGUUGUUAGCGACUCUCUUUAUACUGGACGUAAGGUGGAUGUCUGGAGUUGUGGUGUCAUUCUGUAUGCCAUGCUCGCCGGUUACCUCCCCUUCGAUGAUGACCCCGCCAACCCCGAAGGCGACAACAUCAACCUUCUAUACAAAUAUAUCGUGACAACGCCUCUAACCUUCCCUGAAUACGUCACACCUCACGCUCGAGACCUCCUCCGCCGCAUUCUCGUGCCCAACCCCCGUAAGCGAGCGGAUCUUUUCGAAGUUGCUCGGCACAGCUGGCUGAGUGAAUACGCGAACCUCGUUGAAUUCAUCACAAGCUCGACAACGUUACCGUCAGAAGUCCCCGAUUCAGGCGUGUCACCAGACGAUUACGCCGAUGCCCCGACGAUUGCCCGAAGCUCUUCUGUCCGCGAGGCUUCAAAGCAAAAACAACCACAUCCUCCUGUUGUUGGAGGACUGGCGAAGACGCAUGGCAGUGUCGAUCCCGAAUCUGAGACUACUCAUCGCAGCACACCGAAGGAUGCAAAGCGGAGAACUGUUCAGGUUGAAUACGUGGCCCCUACGACGAAAACUCAACGCGGUGCAGAUGCCGCGCCUUCAAAACCUAGUUCACAUUCCCUCCAACAGCAGGUACCAGUGGAUGUGCCUGAAGCCAACACUGAGAAGCCUCUUCCGCGUGAACCUCCUAUGACAAAGGACAACCCUUCUCGCACCCAGUCGAGACGUCCACAGAGCUCGCACAAGAGUGCUGUCCCCCACAGGCCAGCUCGCGAUACCCGCGCCACUUCUGACAAUGCCUUUAUGACUGGGCCAACCAACGCAGCGAGGCCACGAACCCAGAGCUCAAUGCAAUCUUCUGCGUCAAUGGGUCUGCAGUCUCAUGGGAACUAUGGUCAGCCUGCACCUCCCACUAUUGCCGAUACAAACGCUCACGGUCGAAUUCAACAACCUCAAAAUCCUGAGGAUGAGGAGAACAUCGCCAAGACUGUGGGUAGUGUUCCUCCCAAGGUGAUGAAGAUGUCGACUUUCCAGAAUGAGACAAAGUCGACAGGCCGAGGUCACAAGAGGUCAAACACCCUGGGUGAUCUUGGUAACAAGAUAAUGGGUCGCAGCGGGUCUAUCUUUGGGGGACGAUCUAAGAAGCGACCGGAGCAGCAGCAGCAACCUGACAAAUCAAGGAAGUAUCCUCCCGUCAGUAUGCCCACCACGAUGAUGCCAGGUGAGGAAGCCGGUCCCCGGCCCUCCAUGGAAUCAAAGGCCUCCCGACGAUCAUUCUCCCUCGGACUUGGAAAGAAGCGUAGUGGCAGUGUCCAAGGUUCUAGUGAUAAGAAGGACCGCCGGUUCUCCCUGGUCAAGGCGAUGGGACUUGGCAAGGACCAGGGAAGUGUAACUGGGUCUGAGGCAGAUUCACAGCAGGAUCUGCCCAUCCAACAUCCUCGAGCUGAACAACUCCGUGGCUACAGCGCUCACGAAGAGGCUCGACAUAGCGAGCCCUACUUUGACGCCCCCUACGAACAAUACCCCCAACGUGAUACAGCACAGUCUAGCCCUGUGUACCACACACGCCAUGCAAACGACGCUCAACAACAGGAUGGCCGAAGACCCAGCGCAAUCCCUACAUACAUACAAGGUAGUCAUCUGAACACAGGCUCCGACUCAUCAGUGGAUGUGCGACGACCUCCCACUGAUUCAAGGUCUCGCCCAUACCAAGCGGACUUUUCAGAGUCAGAAGGACAUGAUGGACGACCAGUGGGAAGCAGUCGUGACGACCGAUCGAGUGUGCUUCAGAAGAGCCACAAGAAAUUUGCGGAUGCGUACGAUGGAGAAAAUUACCGCGGGCACGAAGGCAGCAGCGGAGCCGCCAAGCGGGUGAUGGAUUUCUUCAGGAGACGUGGAAAGGCAAGAGGUGGUGAGGACCGGUGAACAGAGCAUGCGUUCAGCACCAGGAGUUAACGGCGUACCGUCUGAGUUUGAAGAUCUCUUGUCUGGAAGUUCUGCACCAAUGUUCGCAGUUGGAUGCCAUAAUUGUCAUUGUCUAUUAUUAUUUUUUGCCGGGACGCUAAACACCACACACAUUCAUCUACCAGUAAUGAGGGACGAACACCAAGGGCUCUCGACGAUGCCCGUACGCAACUUGGAGACCGCCUAGGGUUGGUCCUCUCCAUAUUGCAUGCACAUACCUACACAUACUCACAUCACAUCAUGGCGCAAGGGGAUACGAGAUUGAGAUUGGGUGGUGGUCCCGGAUGGUUAUACUGCUCUACACUCUACCAUAUACACUUACUCGGUUAAGCAAAGUUUGUUGUUUCAUAAGCGGUAGAUGGGGGAACAAAGAUGUGGGCUGGAUGACCCAAUGUUUCUGUACAUUCUGAAUCGCCGAAGAAGAAGGAAGAUGAGAAGAGAAGGGGGAGACGGAAAGUGUUUUAUUUUAUUUGUCUGUUCGUAUACAACGCAUCUCAGCCAGGUUUGCUUCAAAGAAGGCAUUAACGAGCGGGGCCAAAACACUAUAGUGACUUGAUAAUCAUUUAACUUGUGACUUAUUUAACUGUUCCAUUUGCUUACAAUAAAGAGAUGGAAGGGAUUGAUCGACGGUGAUCAAGUACGGGCGCUUUGACCUGGGCCGCAAUAUGUUUACACGGUAAUACCUAUAUGAGAUAUUGAAGA
Fusarium verticillioides 7600 is the source of this 5291-nucleotide messenger RNA. Its product is annotated as CAMK/CAMKL/KIN4 protein kinase. Bases 1236 to 4550 code for a protein of 1104 amino acids. Gene Ontology annotation, molecular function: ATP binding; tau-protein kinase activity; protein serine/threonine kinase activity. Lineage: Eukaryota; Fungi; Ascomycota; Sordariomycetes; Hypocreales; Nectriaceae. The record is from RefSeq and is a predicted model, not a curated record. Gene Ontology annotation, biological process: intracellular signal transduction; protein phosphorylation; microtubule cytoskeleton organization. Gene Ontology annotation, cellular component: cytoplasm. The transcript has 3 exons.